This is a messenger RNA of Cornus florida, 2010 nucleotides long. RefSeq lists its product as uncharacterized. The record is from RefSeq and is a predicted model, not a curated record. NCBI's taxonomy places the organism in Eukaryota, Viridiplantae, Streptophyta, Magnoliopsida, Cornales, Cornaceae. Bases 548 to 1630 code for a protein of 360 amino acids. The transcript is spliced from 2 exons.
CUUGACAAGGACACAUCAAUGGUUUCGGCCCUUAACUCACUUCCCUUACUCAAUUUUUUCUAUUUUUAAUUUCACUUUUGUCUUUACCCUCGCCCUCCUCUCUUUCCCAGACUCAUUUCCUUUCAUUCCUCUUUGAUUUCAAACCUAGGGUUUCUACUUUCUUUCUUCAUCUUCAUCUUCAUCUUAAUGCGUCCAAGCAUAGCCUUGAAUUGCUUCAGAAUUUAUACAUUCCUUCCAAAGUAGGCUUUUGUCACCGUGAAAUUGUUCAGGCUCUAACUUAGGUUCUUCCUUUCGAUUUUUUGUCUUUCUCUGGUUCAGUGAUUUUGAUUUUGAUAUCCGAUUUAGAUUUUCUUGUUGGUCAGUUGUAGAUUUGGGUUUUAAACAACAGUUUAUACAGGAAUCUAGUGGAGUGUCACGCCCCCAAAUUUAGAGACACACGAAGCACUCCCGACCCAAAUUAAACCUAGGGCUUCCUGUUAUAUACACAUCCCGAGUCUUAUGGUGGUUUUGUAAUCUAAAUGUUGGAGUCAGAUUCAGAGUCAGUGACAUGGAUUGUUCUGGACCUUCUGGUAAUGGCAAAUGCAUAAGCAGGAGAAGGAAUAAGCCCCAUAUGUAUGAUCCUUCACCGCCAGCAUCAUCAACUCGCAGAGAUCGCCCUUACAAACGCUGCAGAGGUCGCCCACGAGGUUCUGGUCGGAAACAGACCGUUCAUUCAUUGCAUGUUCAAGGAGAGCUGGGAAUAGGAAAGGAAGGUGAAGCUUCAGUGGAGUCAUUAACCAGGUCAUGCAACAGGACCAAUGUUUAUAUUUCUCCAUCCCUCCGAUCCAAUGAUAAUAAUCAAUUGGAACCUUUACAAUUUGGCGAACAAGUUAUUCAUGUAAAUACAUCACCAGUCAUUCUCCAGAAUAAACAGCAUAGCCAGAAUUUGAAGGAAGAGCCCCAAUAUGUCGCUGUUAAUCACCAGCCAUGUACUACUUGUGGUCAGCAAAUCCAAGAAACAACCAACAGUCCCGCAUGUCAUGAAGUUCAACGAACGGGCAGCGAUCCUCAGUGUGGCCAUGAAAGAGAGGGAGCUUUUGAUAACAACCGUGGUAGCUACCCAUCGGGUAGCACAUCACAAGCAGGCUCUUAUAUCGUCAACGAGAUUCUAGCCCCAAUCCUCCACGCAAUAAUCAAUAGGCACGGGGACAUUGCAAAAGAUUGCUCGCUGGAGUCCGGAUACAUGCGGACUUCUGCCCUGGAAGGAAUUUGCAAGAUUGUCUUAGAACUUCAAAGAAUUCGGCUGACUGAAUUUGACAGUGUCCGCUUGUCUUCCUAUAAUUCUAUUUUGAAAGAUGCCGACAAGAUGAAAAUUGAUGUGAAAUGGCUGCAAGACCGACUUGAUCAAAUCCAAGAAGUGGUAGAAUCAAAUGUGGAGGUUAAGAAAUUAAUUGAUUUAAAGACAAAGCGCAUGGAACAGGUUGAGGGUACGAAAACAGAACUGCAGAAUCUUCUAUCUGAAAUUGAAGCAAAAGAGCGUCAGUUGGAACAGCAGACACUAGAGAUUGAAGAGCUGAGCGAUUCCAUCAUUGGCAAGAUUGCCGUAUCCCAGAGGUUCCAGGGUAUGUCUUUGUUGGACGGCCUUCUUUAGAUACACCUUUCUGGUGUCUCUCUUUCGACUCAUCUUAUGGUUCUAUUUUAAUAGUUUUUUUCCAUGUUUUUUUUUAGUUUUCUUCCAUGUUUGUGACUCAUCUUAUAGUUAGAGCUAGGUAUUCCAGAGGGAAAGGGAGAAGAAGCAGGGACAGUAGCAUGAAGUUUUUUGGCUUGACAUUUCCCCCAUCUCUUGAAAACAACCGGAUUUUGAAUUGAUCCAGUAAAUCAGAGUUGGUCAAUCAGAACCUAUGAACCUGAUGACCUUUUUGAGAGCGAGAGGAGUUUACUGGGAUCAUCUAUUGUAACCCUAUGUAGUCUUGGAUAUAUUUGUUUUAUAUGAAUUUAACUUCUUAAUUUAUUUUUAUUUUUAUUUAUUUA